GGAAUAUCGACGAAAACCAGACUACUUAUCGUGUCAAAAAAAAUAAAAAAUAAAAAAUAAAAAAAAAAGAAGAGAAAGAAAAAGAAAAAGUUUCGAGAUAAAUAAUAUAUCCUUCUAGUAAAGGAUUCUCAUCCGUAAACCAGUUCGUUUUAUGCCCAAUAUUUGUAAAUGUUUGAGAAAAAGGGAAUCAAUCGACUGGGAAAUGAUCCUCUUUUAUAUGAGAGAAUUAAGCUACGUAGAUUGUCGGGGACACCUGAAUGGAUAAAGACAAAAAGUGGGUAAAAGCGGAGAAGCAAAUAGGCUUUAGUCAGAACGAUGGGUUUUUCUUUUUUCUCUUGCUUUUUUUUUUAGGUGGCGAUUCCCUUACAAUAUCCCCAUAGAGCAAAAGAGGACAAGGAAGGAUAGUGUGGAAAAGAAGAGUGUGGUAAAUGAAAUAAGACUGGGGUACCGAAGGAUACCGAAGGAUACCGUGGAGUGGUAUGUGAUGCAGUCGGUAGGUAGUAGAGGUGAGAGAGUAUGGAGAGAGAGAAUAAUCCACCCACCGGGUAAAAGAGGGAAAGGGAAAGGGAAAGAAAGGUAUGGGUGGGAAGAAAAGUAAAAACAAGUAGGUAAAGUAUGUAAAGUGGGUAGGAGAAUUCUAAAGAAUAAAGAGAAUUCAAACGAAUGAAUAGUUUUGUUUUUUUCAAGAGACGAGAGAUGAAUUGAAAACCAAAAAGUAUUAUGCUCUGCUUUGCUCUGCUUUACUCUCUGCUAUGUCUAUUGCUCCCUUCUACUACUACUACUCCUCUUCCACACCAACUAUUACGCAGUGUUCUUGUCUUUUCCAAUGCCAUUUACCGACUUGCAAUGCAUCGGUAACUCAUUUAGCCAUGAUCUGACUCUUACGCAAUCGAUAUGGAGCACAGCGAUAGAGUGGAGCAGCUCCAACUGUCUGGAGGAAUCUGGAGGAAUCCUUGUGCUUAUGGUUCGCUCGGCUUUCGGGACAGACAACCCUAACCGAGGAAACAGGAAUGCCGAGAUAAACAAAAAACCUUGGUGAAACCGAAAUUGCAAAUCGAUCGAAAAUGGACUUUUUUUUUUGUUUUGUUUUGUUUUUAAAUAGAGAUGCUUUUUAAUAAAUGUAAUUACAGAUUAUAAAACUGUGGAUUAUGGAAUUUGGGUUUGUUUUUGUUUUUGUUUUUGUUUUGUUUUUCUUGCAAACUCUCGCGCACUCUCUUUUUCAUCUUGGUAUGCUUUCCCUCCAUCGCACUCGACCGAUCUAUACCGAAUUAUGCACCGCAUUGCUAUUUCUGAAAGCGAGUCCCUUAGAUCAUGUUGAUGGUUUAUUUACAUUUCCAAACCAAACAAAAACAUUACAGCAAAAGCCUUCUUCCACUUGGCUUCAACCUCUACUCAAAUCGCCUUUUCUUGGGCUGGUUUGUUGUUUCUUGGGAUUGCUUCUGUCCCUCGUGUCGUUUUCGACUUUUUCUUCUUGCUUCCAUUCAUCAUCCUCUUUGGAUUGGAUCUUUGGGAUUUCUUGCUUUCUCUCCCGACCCCAUUGAAACUCUUCUCUAGUUUCACCUCCUCUCUUACACACACUCUCUUUUUUUCUCUCUCAUCUACUUUUUUUUUUCUAUUUCUUUCUCUGCCAUCUUUUCUUUUGUAUUCAUCUUUACCUUGUUUCUAGUUUGGCACUUUUUUUUUUUUUUUUUUUUCUUUCUCUUCCAAGCACUAGUUUUCUAGUUUUAAAGAAAACAGUUUUUUUUUUUUUUAUUUGGUAAUUUUCUUUUCUUUCUCUCUUUCUCGCGCGCUCUCUCUCUCUCUCUUAUAUAUAUAUCCUCCCAUUCCACUUUGCUUUUUCUUUUGUCUGUUUAUUUGUUUACUUGUUUCCACUUUCAAAACAUCCUCCCUCUUCGCUUCCUUCUCACUCUAUUCUCCAAGCGAGCCUCUCUUUAAUCAUCCACUCCUCAAUUCUCCCUCGUCUCUUCAACCUCGCUAAACUGCGUUAUUUGUAAUCUAUUAGUUUUUCGGAAUAUUUUAUUCUAGAAAUUCACGUUUCCUUAUUUCAUUGUUGGUACGCGCCCUUUUUU
This is a messenger RNA of Schizosaccharomyces octosporus yFS286, 2069 nucleotides long. RefSeq lists its product as uncharacterized. NCBI's taxonomy places the organism in Eukaryota, Fungi, Ascomycota, Schizosaccharomycetes, Schizosaccharomycetales, Schizosaccharomycetaceae. The record is from RefSeq and is a predicted model, not a curated record. The coding region runs from base 1149 to 1541 and encodes 130 amino acids. The transcript has a single exon.